AUGUGCACCCGGUUCACGCCGAAGCUGAGAGCCUUCAUGGAGUCGGCUCCAGCCAAAGACAAGAGCAUUGUCUUCGUGAGUUCGGACUUCAGCGGCGAGGACUACGACCGCCACCGCGCCACCAUGGGGCCGGACUGGCUCGCGGUGCCCUUCGGCUCGGAGGCCCAGGGCGCCCUGAAGCGCAGCUACCGCGUGUGGGGCGGCCGCGAGGCGGCGACCUUCGGCACGGGCAGGCGCGGCGGCAUCCCCGCUCUCGUGGUUGUGGAUCCCGAGACCGGGAAGGAGCUUCGGUACCUGGACGCGGAGUCUCAGGGCGCCGAGGUGAUGGCGGCCUGCCUCAUCCAGGAUGUAGGCUUCCAGCCGCACCAGCAGUCCACCAAGAUAUCAAACAUGCGCAUGGGCCCACUCCGGGGCGCACCUCUGCCAAAGAUGGACCGCUUCAUGUCGAGCCUCAGCGGAGCCCGCGCCGGCAGCCGCCACGGCGCCGAGGGCGCCGCCGGUGCCCCGGCGGGCGAGCCCUCGUGCUCGCUGCCGCCCACGUCCCGCCCCGUCGAGGGCACGGAGUUCCCGGGCCACCUCAAGGUAAUCCGCCAACUGGGCAAGGGCAGCUACGGCACGGUGCACCUCUGCGAGGACAAGAUCACUGGCGCGCAGGUGGCAGUAAAGCACGUGAAGCAGGCCUCACGUCACGGGAAGAGCAUGGUGCGGGAGAUCAGGCUCCUGGCGAGGAUGAAGCACGAAAACCUCCUCCACCUUCUGGAUAUUCCCGCGGUUCCCAGCCCGAACUUCGAGGACAUAUUCGUUGUCCUGCCCUAUAUGCCGGCCGACCUGCACAAGGUGAUCCAGUCGAAGCAGACGCUCACGGAGCGCCACGUCCAGGCGAUCAUGGCCCAGAUAUUCCGGGCCCUGGAGCAGCUGCACGUCUGCGGGGUGGCCCAUCGGGACCUGAAGCCCGCGAACAUCCUGCUGUCCGCCGACUGCAAGCUCAAGAUCUGCGACUUCGGCCUCGCACGUGGGGACAUGCCCCUCCUCUGCGGCGCCGACGGGGGCGACGACGAGCCUCCGAGCUCCCAGGCCCGCAACGGCGUGCUCACCGAGUACGUCGUGACGCGCUGGUACCGGGCCCCGGAGGUCAUGCUGCUGCCGAAGCAGUACACCUCGGCGGUGGACAUCUGGUCCGCUGGCUGCAUCCUGUGCGAGAUCCUGGGCCGCAAGCCGCUGUUCCCGGGGAAGAACCACGUCGACAUGGUGACCCGCGUGGCCCAGACCAUGGGCGCGCCGCCGGACGACGAGCUGCGCUGGCUGCCGAGGGAGUCGGACGCGUACCGCUUCCUGCGGCGCGUGUGCCCCCAGAAGGCCAGCACGCCGCUCUCCUCGCUGUACCCGCGCGCCGAAGCCAACUGCCUGGACCUCGUUCGGGGGCUGCUGCGCUGGGACCCGAGCCGCCGGACCACCGCCGCCAGCGCCCAGGAGCACCCCUACCUCCGGACCUUCCUCGGCGGCAGGACGCCCCCUCGGGCCGAGCCGUUCGACUGGAGCUUCGACGGCUUCCGGCCGACGACGGACGCCGUCAGGCAGAGGCUCUACAUCGAGUGCGCUCGCUUCCACCCAGAGAUCCGGGACCGCGACAGGAUGCACGGCAUCCUCAGCGCGCCCACCCCGGCGCGCUCGGACGCGAGGUCGCCGUCUGCCUCUGCUCCGACGCGGCGGGUCCGUGCCGUUCCUGCACCGCCGAGCCACCCCAAGCCCUACCAGGUGCUCCAGUCCCUGUGA
Molecule: messenger RNA, 1773 nt
Organism: Prorocentrum cordatum
Lineage: Eukaryota; Dinophyceae; Prorocentrales; Prorocentraceae
Source: the annotation of a GenBank genome assembly